CACAGCUGCAAUCUGUAUAUGUGAUGGAAAUGACAACUGCUGUACAAAGCAAAAACAAUUUACGAUAUCAAACUGUCCUCUUCUGGAUGAAUGGAGUGUUACUACUGGCCAAAUCAAAUUUUCUGCUACAAAGAGACAGGUCAGAAAAAUUAGAGAAGUCACUGUCCAUGAAGAUUAUAAUGCUUCUGCAUUUAAUGAGAAUCAUUUUGAAACAUCUGGUCCAAACAUUGCACUACUGAGACUAGAUAGUCCCCUUCAACUGAACCGACAUACAAAGCCAGCUUCUUUACCAACUGGACUCUGUAAAGGAAAGACUGAUGCUGGAUGUCAAGCUGUUAUUAAACAUAUAAUACCCGAGUGGUCUUGUAAGACUGCAGGAUGGGGCCUUGAAGAUGGAAUGCCAAUAACGUCAGGGAAAUUAAAAUGGACAAAUGUCUACGCAAAGGAAAGUGAUGACAAAACUAUUACAUCUGAAUCAUUUGGGAAAAGCACUACAUGUAGAGGUGAUGCUGGCGCACCAUUGAUGUGCCAACCUAUCAAAAAUGAGCCCUAUGUUGUUCUCGGCAUUUCAAGUUAUGUUUUCCCAAAUGAUGCUUGUGGUAAAACUCCGGCGAAGACUACUCAUACAUCUUUACCAAGACAUCUGAAUUGGAUUCUUAAGCAUGUAACUGAAUUGAAUACCUGGGGUAAAUGGAGUAAAAGUGUUGACUGUGAUUGUGAUAGAAAGGAGAGACGGAGGAGUGCUUUCCUAAGAUCCAGAUCUUGUGUUUUCCCAGAGAAUGGAAUUACUACAAGGGCUGCAGAUGAACUCUAUCAACGAUUUCAACAUGACUGCUAUGAUGUUCAAAAAGAAUCAUGCGUCUGCUGGGAUAACAUGCCAUCUAAAUCAUGUAUGGACAACAUUGGGAUAUGUGGUGAACAUGGACAAUGUAAGAAUGGUGUCUGGUUCUUCCAAUGUGUCUGUGAUCCAUAUUAUUCAGGAGAACUUUGUGAUGUGAAAAAUGACCAAAUCUGCCCAAUGGAUUGUGGUGGGUAUUUGCUGGGUAAUAGAACAACAGCAUGCCUGAUACAUGAAGGGCAUCAAGCAUGUGAGUGUCCCAGUCAAGAAGUGGCAGAUAUAGGAUGCAUCCCAGUUGAAGGAUCACAUCCUGUGUAUUCUGGUGCAUCUAAAAAGUAAACUUCCUGGGAAAUGGUUCAACAAGAUAGAACAGAGACAUUCAACUUAAAUAUUUACACAGAGCCUAAAACUUUUCAUUUCUUGCUAUUGUAAUUGUUUUUUAUCUCUGUGUUAAUUAUAAGUUACUUUAAUACAGACACGGGAACAAGAGUUCAUCCCCUUCCCACUCACUAUGUAUAACUUAGAAAAAAGACAGGCUCCUAUCUCGGGAAAUCUAAGCCUCUACUUUAAUUGCUCAUAUCUCUGUCACUGAGUU
Messenger RNA from Owenia fusiformis, 1433 nucleotides. The record is from the annotation of a GenBank genome assembly. Lineage: Eukaryota; Metazoa; Annelida; Polychaeta; Sabellida; Oweniidae.